This is a messenger RNA of Paramisgurnus dabryanus, 2081 nucleotides long. NCBI's taxonomy places the organism in Eukaryota, Metazoa, Chordata, Actinopteri, Cypriniformes, Cobitidae. The record is from RefSeq and is a predicted model, not a curated record.
UGCUACAUGUCACUGCUGUCCAGAGCAGACGGUCAGUGUGUUCAGAGUCAUUCAGCUACAACAGACCACCGACUGGCAAACGUUAAGAGCUACUGUAUUUGGUGGAUCCACAAUUGUCCCUCUGUUCAUACAGGAAUGGCAUCACCCACCAGUAUGUUAGCAGAAGAGCAGGUGCACUGUUCCAUCUGUUUAGAGAUGUUUACCAACCCUGUCUCCAUUCCCUGUGGACACAACUUCUGCAUGGCUUGCAUCGGCAGCUACUGGAAGUCCAGUGCUCUCUUCAUGUGUCCGAUGUGCAAAAAGACCUUUCUCAAGCAGCCCGACAUCAGCAUAAACACAGUGCUGAGAGAGAUCACAGAGAAGUUCAAAGAGAUGAAAGCCUACCCAGUCCAGAACCUCCAGAGAACAAUGCAGCCCGAUCCCGGACGAGCCCCCGAAGAGCUCCCCGCAGACUUGCCCGAGCUGAUUCCACCCGACGUGCCGCCGGCACAGGGCGUGCCUUGCGACGUUUGCACUGAACACAGGCAACGGGCCGUGAAGUCGUGUUUGGUUUGUUUGACGUCUUAUUGCGAGGAGCAUUUGAAGAGCCACACUGCUCGCUUUACCAAACACAAACUGAUAGAGCCGGUGCGAAACCUGGAGGAGCGCAUGUGCAAGAAACACGAGAGAUUAUUGGAGCUCUUCUGUAAGAAAGAUCAGACCAUUGUGUGUGUGCUGUGCACAGAGAUGGACCACAGGGCCCAUUACACUGUGCCGGUCGAACGAGAGUGGACUGAGAAAAAGGCUCUGCUGCGUAAGACUGAAGCUGAAGUUCAACAUAUGAUCCACGAGCGUCUGAAGAAAGUUAAGGAUUUCAAACACUCAAUAGAGCUAAACAAAGCCAGUGCUCAGAGAGAGAUUGAGGACAGUAUGCAGGUGUUUACAGAUCUGAUCCGAGCGGUCCAGAAACUCCAGGCUGAGCUGGUGCUGGAUGUUGAGGAGAAACAGAGGAAGACAGAGAACUGGGCCAAUGAUCAAAUAAAGGAACUUGAGAGGGAAAUCGAUGUGCUAAAGAUGAGAAACACAGAGUUAGAGUAUCUCGCUCACACUGAAGAUCACAUCCAUUUCUUACAGAACUUUACAUCAUUAAUGUCUCAUCCACACACUAAAGACUGGUCUGAGAUCUGUGUGCCUGCAGAACAGUGUGUGGGAACCAUCAGAAGAGCUGUGCUUAAACUGGACCAGACGCUCACUGAAGAAACAGACAAACUUGUUGAACUAGAGCUAAGGAGGAUUCAAAAAUAUUCAGUUGACAUCACCUUUGACCCGGACACGGCCAACCCCUGGCUCCAGCUGUCCGAGGACGGGCAUCAAUUGCGUCACCUGGGGGCAUGGCAGGAUUUGCCUGACACCCCCGAGCGCUUCGAUACAGUGGUCAUCGUUCUCGGGCGCGAUGGUUUUUCCUCUGGACGCCGAUACUGGGAGGUCCAGGUGGGCGAGAAGGACGACUGGUACCUGGGUGUGGCCCGGGCAUCCGUGAACAGAAAGGGGAGAAUUUCAGUGAGCACACCUCACGGUUACUGGGCUUUAGCAAUGAAGAAAAGUCAAGGGUAUCGAGUUUCCUCCUCACCGCCCCUCCUGCUUCCUAUUGAACCCAAGUUGAAAAGAGUCGGCGUGUACGUAGAUUAUGAAGAAGGACAGGUGUCGUUUUAUGACGUACAAGCCAAAAGUCACAUCUACACUUUUAUGGACUCAUUCAAAGAGAAACUCUAUCCAUUUUUUUACCUGUACUGUUGUGAUAAGGCCUCUGACACCAUGACUAUUUGUCCUGUAGAGGAGAAAUCACACGUGAAAGAGUGUUGAAUUACCUUUGACAAAAUCAACAUCAUUAAACAUUUUCUUUUCUUUUGUGUUUAAAAAUUUAAGGUAAAAUUGGGAUUGUGCUGUACCACUCAUGAUUAGUUUCAGAUUGCAUUCAGUGUUUUUAUUUAUAGUCAUAUUUUUGUCUGUUUGUUUAAAUUGAAAUUGUGUAAUUUUCAUAAUCAUUCAUAAUUUUGUUAUAUCUUUAUUACUGUUGACAAAAAUAAAAAAGCCUUAGCUAU